Messenger RNA from Eublepharis macularius, 1231 nucleotides. RefSeq names its product cholesterol 25-hydroxylase (gene CH25H). The record is from RefSeq and is a predicted model, not a curated record. The transcript has a single exon. Gene Ontology annotation, molecular function: steroid hydroxylase activity; iron ion binding; C-4 methylsterol oxidase activity. NCBI's taxonomy places the organism in Eukaryota, Metazoa, Chordata, Lepidosauria, Squamata, Eublepharidae. Bases 1 to 846 code for a protein of 281 amino acids. Gene Ontology annotation, biological process: sterol biosynthetic process; cholesterol metabolic process.
AUGAACUGGACCGUGCAGAGCCAAAGCGCGCUCAGCGAUGCCCCCGCGCCGCCGCUGCUGCUGCAGGCUGCGUGGGACGCCGUGCGGGCGCGGGAGGCCUGGCUGCGCUCGCCCUUCUUCCCGGCGCUCUUCAGCUUCGGCAGCUACCUGGCCGCCUGCGCGCCCUUCGUGGCCCUGGACGUGCUGAGCGCGCGCCUGCCCGCCCUGCAGCGCUACAAGAUCCAGCCGCAGGCGUCCCCCUCGGCGGGCCUGCUGGCGGCUUGCCUGGCGCGCAGCCUCUUCGACCACCUGGUCUGCGUCUUCCCGGUGACCGUGGCCCACUGGUACUGGCGGCCGGUGCGCUUGCCCGAGCGGGCUCCCGAGGCGCCGCGGCUGCUGCUGGACCUCGGCGCCGGCCUGCUGCUCUUCGACGCGCUCUACUUCCUGUGGCACUUGCUGCACCACCGGGUGCCUUGGCUCUACAAGACCUUCCACAAGGUCCAUCACAAGCACGUCUCCACCUUCGCGCUCAGCACCCAGUACUCCAGCCUGUGGGAGCUGCUGUGGCUGGGCCUCUUCGCGGGGCUCGUCCCCGUGCUGCUGCGCUGCCACCCCUUGACGGAGAUGGCCUUCUUCGUGGCCAACAUCUGGCUCUCUGUGGAGGACCACUCCGGCUAUGACCUGCCCUGGUCCACGCACAGGCUGGUGCCCUUUGGCCUCUACGGGGGCUCGCUGCACCACGACCUGCACCACUUGAAGUUCAAGUUCAACUACGCGCCCUACUUCACCCACUGGGACAGGCUCUUUGGAACGCUCAGCCCAGCCGGCAGGGAGGAGCCGGCACCUGCCAAGGCCACCAAAGACUAGUUGGGGAAGGCGGGACUCAACAAACUGACCAGCGGCAGCUUGCACGUGUUUAUUAUUAUAUUUAUUUAUAUAUUUGUGUUAAGUGUCUGGAACUGUCAUUGUUUGGCAAAAGCAAUGGCCUAAGCCAUCUGAAGGAGCCUCAAGCACAGAUCUCGUUUCAUUUGGCUACCCAAGCUUUUAUAAAGCGACUGUGUAUGUUUGUGAGAUUGGAAGAGAGUUUUUGUUUGCUGAAAUGAGUUGAAAGAGGGUGCGAAAAAUGUCUGCAAUGAUUCCUAUGGAGUUCCUCUUGCCUUGACAUUGGGAAAAAAAAUAGAACACUGACCUGAAAAUGCUAACUUUAAUAUAUUUCUAUUUUGCUAUUUGAAUUAUUUAUAUUUUUUUAGUA